Anguilla anguilla (European eel) is the source of this 7821-nucleotide messenger RNA. RefSeq names its product pleckstrin homology domain-containing family A member 5-like. The record is from RefSeq and is a predicted model, not a curated record. NCBI's taxonomy places the organism in Eukaryota, Metazoa, Chordata, Actinopteri, Anguilliformes, Anguillidae. Gene Ontology annotation, cellular component: cytosol. The transcript is spliced from 28 exons. Bases 602 to 6061 code for a protein of 1819 amino acids. Gene Ontology annotation, molecular function: protein binding; phosphatidylinositol-5-phosphate binding; phosphatidylinositol-3,5-bisphosphate binding.
CGCUCGCAUUCCAGUAGCCUGUUUGCGUUGUAUUUUCAGAGACUUGUGCAGAAAAGGAGGUGCGAAUCCGUCGGGUUUUUCCUCCCUCUGAACGGUUAUUUUCCUAUUUAAAUUGUGCAGCCUUGCCUGCGGUCUUUGCGCGCAAGCGGAGAGCGAAGUGAGCACAGCACCGUCAUCUUUAGCUAGACGGAAUCGAAGCGUGACAUCAGGCGGGUGUCACGUUUCAGGUUUUGUUUUCUUGGUGCUUUUUUCACGCACGGAGAGGGAGACUGACAGCUGGAAUUCUCUAUGUCGUCUCCAGCUCGUCCAUAGGAGCGCGCUCUGUAGCGGAUCGGUUUCAAAGGAGCGGGCGCCCAUCCGUGAACUCAGUACAGCGCUUUUCCCGACUGAUGUUUCCUAUCUGGAUUACGACUUAAAUUCUUCCCGUUAGGUAGCUGGUUUGUCCAGAGAAUUUGAGCUCCUCGUGUUUCUUGCUCACAAUGAGCAGAAGGUGACCUGCAAGCACCCUGUCUCAGGUUUACCCUCCCAAGACACCUGCAUCUUCAUCCUCAACGAACAGCCCGUCCCCAAAGCGCCGGCGAGCAGCAAGAAGGACCGCCCCAUGAGCACCAUGACCGACACCUCCAACUACACCAGCAGCUCCGACUACAUCCCCCACCCGGGCAGCCCCCCGGGCCGCCCUUCAAGAUCCUCGAAAAAAGUGCACAAUUUCGGGAAGAGGUCCAACUCCAUAAAGAGGAACCCCAACGCCCCCGUGGUCAGGAGUGGCUGGCUGUACAAGCAGGACAGCACGGGGAUGAAGCUUUGGAAGAAGAGGUGGUUUGUGCUCUCUGAUAUGUGCCUGUUCUAUUACAGAGAUGAAAAAGAAGAAGGUAUCCUCGGAAGUAUUCUCCUGCCAAGCUUUCAUAUCUCUAUGCUUUCUGUGGAGGACCACAUCAGUAAGAAGUAUGCCUUUAAGGCCACGCACCCCAACAUGCGGACGUACUACUUCUGCACGGACAUGGCCAGAGACAUGGAGGUGUGGAUGAAGGCGAUGACCGACGCGGCCCUGGUGCACAUUGAGCCAAUGAAGAGACAGAAAUUGGAGCACUGCGUCCCGCAGGAGAUGAACAGCACGCUGUGCCGAUUGGCCCCGCCCCAGCCGGAGGUACACAUUAAGGACGGGCCCCCGGAGACGGGGGACCAGUGUGCCCAGGACGGGAGGCCGGCGGACGGCGAGAGGGACGGAGAGAGGUGCCAUUUCCAGACGGACGGGGCGGAGAGGGAGAAGCCGCGUGCCAAGGCCCGGGGCUCCAGGCUGCAGCCCAGCCAGGCGGCCGCCAUCGUCGCCGCCGUGAUGGCGUGCUCCCAUCAGGAGAACGGCGCGCCCCCCCCGCAGCCCGCCCAGGACAGGCCCCCCCAAAUGAACGGGGGGGACUGCAGCCUGGGGGAGGCGGGCACUGCCCCACCCCUUAGGGCUCCCAUUUGUGCCAUGCCCCAGAUAGACUCCUCGCAUUUGCAGGGGGCUCCCCACACAGACCCCGCUCAGUCACAGGCCCCUCCUCAGCAAGAAUCUGCCCAAUCCCAGCCCCCUCUGCAGCAAGACCCCGCCCACUCUCAGCCACCUCCUCAGGCAGAAUCUGCCCAAUCCCAGCCCCCUCUGCAGCGAGACCCCGCCCACUCUCAGCCACCUCCUCAGGCAGAAUCUGCCCAAUCCCAGCCCCCAUUUCAAAGAGAAUCUGACCAAUCCCAGCCCCCUUUGCAAAGAGAAUCUGCUGAGUCCCAGCUGCCUCCCCAGGAAGAUUCUGUCCAGUCUCCGCCUCCUCCCAAUAGAGAUCCCGCCCAUUCACAGGCUCCUCCCCAAAUAGACAUCCAUUCACAGGCCUCUUCCCAGGUAGACUCCUCCCAUUCACAGGUGUCUCAGCAGAGAGACCCCAUCUAUUACCAGACCCUUCCCAUGAGAGACUCCACCAAUCCACAGGCUCCUCCCCAAAUAGACCCCACCCAUUCACAGACCUCUCUCCAGAGAGACCCAUGCUAUUAUCAGACCCUUCCCAAGAGAGACUCCACCUAUGCACAGGCUCCUCCCCAAAUAGACUCCACCCAUUCACAAGCCCCUCCCCAGAUGGACCCCACCCAUUCACAGACCUCUUUCCAGAGAGACCCCAGCUAUUCCCAGACCCUUCCCAAGAGAGACCACACCCAUUCACAGACUUCUCUCCAGAGAGACCCCAGCUAUUCCCAGACCCUUCCCAAGAGAGACCACACCCAUUCACAAGCCCCUCCCCAGACAGACCACAACUAUUCACAAGCCCCUCCCCAAGAAUCUGAAAAGUCCUUACAGAGGACCAGCUCCAUGCAGCAGCUGGAGCAGUGGGUGAGGAUCCAGAGAGGGCGGAUCCAAGAAGAUGAUACCGAGAGCGUUGCAUCGUACCUGACUCUGCCCAGGAAAAUGCCCAGCCAGCGAUCGCAGGGGGUGCCACGCUACCCCGAGGGGUACCGCACGCUCCCCCGAAACAGCGUGAUGCGGCCGGACAGCAUCUGCAGCCUGGCCCCCUCCCUGUACGACCGGGCCCUGGGGCCCCCCGCCUCGUCCGCGGAGAAGCGGCGGUCCAUGCGGGACGACACCAUGUGGCAGCUCUACGAGUGGCGCCAGAGGCAGACCUGCACCAAGCACGCCCCCUCCAGGAGCUCCUACAGCACCCUCCCCAACCCGCGCACCCUGAUCCGGCCCUCCGACCGCAUCACCCCCUCCAUCCCCCUCUCCCCCUCCCACGGCUCCCUGGCGCACUGCCAGGGCUACCAGCCGUACGGCUCGUACGCCACCGACGGCCCCCCCGCGCUCAGCUCGCGGGUCCACCCGGGGGUCAUGACCAUGGACCGGCGGCACAGGACGCACGUGACCCAGUAUGUGUACCCCCCUGACCGGAGGAACCUGCCCUCCGGGAUCCAGCUUCAGCCUGUCACCACUCAGAGCCUGCAGGGAAAGACUCCCGAGGAGCUGACCCUGCUGCUGAUCAAACUGAGGCGGCAGCAGGCCGAGCUGAGCAGCGCCCGCCAGCACACUAUAGCGCAGCUCCUGCAGCUCAGUCUCCAUGGCAACAACCCAAAGAACGAGGUCCUCUCUCGUCACCUAAAGAGGAACGUGCAGUACCUGGACCGGCAGAUGAGAGAGAAUGACCCUCUUAUCUUCAUGAGUCACACAAUGAUUGAGAACUCGGCUCCAAGGCCUCAGCUCUACCAGCAAACUGUCCCAGAGGACUACAGGGACAACUCUUACAUCUACAGGCAAGGCAGUCUGGAUCUUGACGUGAAGCUGAGCAGGCUGUGUGAGCAGGACAAAGUGGUUCGCACCCAGGAGCACAAGCUGCAGCAGCUCUACAGAGAGAAGCACACCCUGGAGACGGCGCUGCUGGCGGCCAGUCAGGAGAUAGAGAUGAGCGCGGGAGACCAGGCAGCCCUGCAGAGUGUGGUGCAGCAGAGAGACCUGCUACAGAGCGGCCUACUGAGCACGUGCAGAGAGCUGGCCCGCGUCAACACUGCCCUGGAGAGGUCAUGGAGGGACUUUUCCCAGCUGGAGACCGACGUCACGCUGAUCCGGAACAAUCUCCUGGAGCAGCUGGAGGCUCUGGGUACCCCUCAGACGGAGCCUCCCAGUCAGCAGCAUGUGCAGAUACAGAAGGAGCUGUGGAGGAUACAGGAUGUGACUGAGGCCUUGAGUAAGAACAGGACUCAGAGAAGCACUGAGGCCCCAAGUGUUGUAAACUCCAAUGCAGCCCCCAGUCAGCCGACGAGUGAGGAAGAGGACUCGGUGCCCCCCCGGCCCCCCCUCCCCCAGUAUUAUGACAUCAUAGGCGUCCCUCCCGCCGGCGGUGCCCACCGGCCCGCGGGCCAGGCGUCCACCCCUCGGCCGGACGACAGGAAGCACGGGCAGAGGAACGGCACUCACAGCGGUCCAGACUACAGGCUGUGUAAGAGUGAGCCUGAGCUCACCACCGUGACGGAGGUGGAGGAGAGCAACACGGAGGACAAGGCGGAGGCGGCAGUGGACAAAGAGCCGUCCGGCACCAAAGGGCUUCCCUACCCCGUGGGGGUGGUGUCACCGAGGACGAAGUCCCCCUUGACGGAGUCGUCGAACAUCACCUCCUACGUCACCCUGAGGAAGAGCAAGAAGCCGGACCCCAGGACGGACCGUCCCCACAGCGCGGCAGAGCAGGCCGGUCAGGCGGAGACGGGGAGGCCCAGGAUGAGCGUGGAGGAGCAGCUGGAGAGGAUCAGGAGGCACCAGGAGGGCACGCUGAGAGGCAGGAAGAAGCCUCCAGCUGUCGUGGGGGUGGGGUCAGAGAACUUCCGCACCCUGCAGAGCCGUAAGAGAGGCGAAGGGGUCCCCAGUGACAUCCAGGAGCUGCUGGCCUCUCUGCGGGGGAAGGACACUGUGAAGCAGAAAGACCCAGUGAAGGAGCAGGAGGUGGAGAAAGAACAGGGACAGGAGCAGGAGGUGGAGAAAGAACAGGUGCAGGAGCCCAAGAAAGAACAGGCACAGGAGCAAGGGGCGGAGAAGGAACAGGAGCAGGAGGCAAAGAAAGAACAGGAACAGGAGCAGGAGGUGGAGAAAGAACAGGGACUGGAGCAGAAGGCAGAGAAAGAACAGGAGCAGGAGGUGAGGAAAGAACAGGAGCCCAAGAAAGAACAGGGACAGGAGAAAGAGGCAGAGAAAGAACAGGAGCUGAUAAAAGAAGAGGGCCCUGAGCAGUUGGAUGAACAGAAAUUGGACUCCUUGAAAGAAGAGGCACCUGAACAAACGAAGGGACAGGAACAGGGGCUGGAGAAAGAACAGGAACUGGAGCAGGUGGAAGAACAGGAGCAGGAGUCAGUGCAGGACCAGGGGCCAGUGGAGGAAAAGGACCUGGUUAAGGAGCAGGAACAGACGAAGGCAGAGGAACAGGAGCAGACACAGGUGGGGGAACAGGAGCUGGUGAAAGAACCAAAACAGGAAGAGGAGCCAAUAGGGGAACAGGAACUGGUUAAGAAACAGGAGCAGGGCCAGGCAGAAGAACAGGUGCAGGAACAGGAACAGGUGGAGGAAAAUGAGGAAAAGCCAGUGGAGGAACAGGAGCUGGUGAAAGAACAGAAACAGGAAGACGAGCCAGUGAAGGAACAGGAGCUGGUUAAGGAACAGGAGCAAAAGCCUGUGGAGGAACAGGAGCUGGUGAAAGAACAGAAACAGGAAGAGCCAGUUGAGGGACAGGAGCUGGUUAAGCAGCAAGUGCAGGCACAGUCAGAGGAACAGAAGCAGGAACAGGUGGGGGAACAGGAGCAAAUGCCUGUGGAGGAACAGGCUCUGGUGAAAGAACAGAAACAAGAUAAGGAGCCAGUGGAGGAUCAGGAGCUGGCACCUGAGGAGCAGCAGGCACCAGAGCAGGAACCAGAGCUGGAGAACCUACAGGAGUCUGAGCAGAUGGAUGAACCGGAACAGGAGCCUGUGAAAGAGGACGGAUCUGAGCAAAUUAAGGAGCAGGCACCGCUGCAGGAACAGAAACCAGAGAAAGACCUGGAAGAGGAGCCAAGGAAUGAACAGGCAAAGGAGCCAGCACAGGAACAGGCAGAGGAAGAGAAAGAUAAACAGGGAGAAGAGCUAGUAAAGGAGAAGGAAGUGGUGCAGGAACAGGAGCAGGUGAACAGCCAGGAUCAGGCGAAUGAGCCAUCGAAGGAACUCCAAGACAAUCCAGUGGAGGAACAGGAAGAGGACAUGACAAAUAAGGAACAGGAGCAGCCUCUACAAACCCCACCACAGCCCCAGGAGCAGCAGCCGGAGAAAAAAUUGCCCGAGGUUCUGAUCCAGGAGGAGGAUGGUAUCAAAGCCCUUGUGGUCAAAAACAGCAUGCAGAGGGUGGCACCAGUGGUGAACUCUAACCCCGAGCUGAAGACAGAGGAGGUCACGGAGCAAGACCAGCAGCAGCUGAUCAACAACUGUGAGCAGAAGGGAGCGGAGGUGAAAAGCCUGCCUGCCCUACCCCUGUGUCCAACCCCGCCAUCUACACCGCCCCAGCUGGCUGAAGGGUCCCACUUCAUGUGUGUGUAGAGACCCCCUGGAUCUGCCCUUGAGGAAUGCUGGGAUGGAACAACGUGAUGUCACCUGCACAGACCCCACAGAAGACUGCAGAGAGCUCCCCGACAGUCUCGUCCAUAAGAACUGUGCCAACGGUCACACGGGCCAUGUUUGAAUACUUUUUUUAAAACUACAAUUUACUUAUUCCCUUACCCUGCAAACAUGUUACCAUGGAAGGGAAGAGUCGCUCAUAAGAAACCAGAUCUGCUAGUCGGUCCAGUAUUAUUUUAAGGCAACAUUGCUUUUGAGUGAGGUUGAAAUAUUUGCAGCACAUUUAUGCUCUAAAACAGGUUUUGAACAAGAGUGUCAUUAUAAAUAGCGCUUUGUGACAAUUCUGUUAUGUAAAUUACAUUUUAAAAAGUGCAAUGAAAAAUACAAUUUAAUUGAAUGGCUGGUGGAAUAAUAACAUUUUGCUUCUUUUACGUUUUCAUUAUUAUAUUCCCAUCUAUACACGCUAUUUGUUCAUGAUGUCAUACAUUUAUGUAUGGAUUUUGUGGCCUGCGGUCAUUGUGAGUCAUUUAGAAAGUGUAUCUUUCAUUCAUACCCUCCUUGCUUAAACUUGUCCACCAACAUUUUCAUCAUUUUUUCACUUCCUUGUACAAAGCAAAGCCUUAUGGGACUUGCAGUCAUUUCUAGGCAAGUUCGCUUCCACCGAAGAAGUGUUGUUCUAUCUUCAACCAAAGGGUGCACAGGUGAAAGAUCAUGGAAUGUUUGCUGUCAUAGAAGCCACGUAGCUCCACGGAGGUGAGGGCAGAAGGAAGGAGGAAGGAGGAAGGAGGAAGGAUGCAUUUUAACUGUUUUCAAAUGCAGCAGCGGUUUCAUGCUCCAGGAGCCUUAGACCUGCUUGCAAUGACCUCUGACCUCUUCAGUAGAAAUCUAGAAUAUGUUCAGAAUUCUCCCAUGCAGAUAUUUUUAAUUUUUUUAAAUUUUUUUAUUGUUAGGUACAUUCUAGCUUUGAUCAUUAGCCUGUGUGGAAAGCUUCAGGGAACUGUCUAAAAAGAAGAUCUUACAGGCACACAUGCACCGUCUUGACCUCUGGCGCAGAAAGAGAAGACACAAAGGAUACCAGUUUAUUUUAACCAUCCACUGUUUUAUUUUUUUCUUUUAGUUUUUAACCUUAAUGCAUAUUUUUAUUUCACUUAUCAUGGAUUUUUAAAAAUGAGUGAUAGUUUGAUUUCUUUAUUUCUUGUAUCUUACAGUGUAGAAACUGAAUUAUUAACAGAGUAUAUAUGGUGUAGUUAUGUAAAUGUGUGUGUGUGUGUGUGUGUGUUUGCCUGCGUGCGUGUGUGUGUGCGGGUGUGCUCGCCUAAUUGCUUUAUAAUUCAAUAAGGUGCUGCUUCAUUGGUGCAGGUGGACAGGUCUGUAAUAUUUUGGGCUGUUGCCGACACACACGAAUGUUCCUCGUUCCGUCAUUUUAUAUUUCAAAAGAGACAAAGACAAAGAGAAGUUUUCAUAGUUUAGGUUCUAUUUGCAUGGUUUUGAGCCUUGGACUGGGAAAAGACAAAACAGCACAUGUAAAAUAAAAAAAGCAAUAAGCAGGUUUCCUUACUCCUGGACUUUGAUUUCUGUGUACAAAGUGUAAAAGUGUACAAGAUGUUUCUGUAUAUACUGUACAGCACAUAAUGAACAGAGCCGAUAUAAGUAUAGAUGCUAUGUAUUGAUAAUGCUAUGCAGAUGUUCAUACGACAUCUGUUUUAUAUCCUGUUAAAUAAACGCUGAUGUUUCUAUUCUCA